Messenger RNA from Colletes gigas, 3072 nucleotides. It is a transcript of the gene Tg, whose product is annotated as annulin. Lineage: Eukaryota; Metazoa; Arthropoda; Insecta; Hymenoptera; Colletidae. Bases 783 to 3065 code for a protein of 760 amino acids. The record is from RefSeq and is a predicted model, not a curated record. Gene Ontology annotation, biological process: peptide cross-linking. The transcript is spliced from 10 exons. Gene Ontology annotation, molecular function: protein-glutamine gamma-glutamyltransferase activity.
CAUGAAUUUUAGGCGAGCAAGAAGAGUCGAGAGCCCUUUUACCAAGAAGCUGCAUUUCAAAGAAACGCGAAUAACCGUUUUCCGUUCGAUCAUAACCUUAACCGUCAGAAACGUAUGCGUUGAUUUCGAAAGAGAAUAAUAAUCGUUAUGCACGCGUGCAACACAUAGGUAGUUACUGUUAGUAACCGCCUAAAAAUUAACCGAAGGCUGCGGGGAGAUCCCGCGUGUCGUUUGCAUCAUUCUCGAUGCCAGCUGAUUCUCUGACAGUCGCUCAUCUACUUUCGAGCGGAAUCGACACGACGCGUCGUCCCGAUCAAUUCGCGGCCGCGUUUAAAAUGCGACCAUCGAUCAACGGAACACUUGUAAAUUAAUUGCAACCGAAAACACUCGUGAAACGACCACGGUGAAAUCGUCGUCGUUGCCGUCGGCAAAUUUAUGCGAACGGUUCAUUAAAAAUUCUCGAUUUGUUUCCUUUUUCGUCACGUGUCGCGCGCACGAUAAGAUAAAUUAUUGCUACUGGAAAACAAUUUAAACGCGAUCGUAACCGUUUCCAGGAAUGGUGUAGUUUCUACUUUAUUUUUCUACGGUGAAUCGAUGUUUCGACUCUACCGGGUGCCCUUGAUUAAUUAAUUGUCGCCGCGGGACUCUCAGGUUUUCCUUCGUGGCACUCUGGUUCGCGGCUAACCGCGAAGUGAGAUGAUAAGCAUCGACGGAUAGACAGACUCGUAGCAUCCAUAUUAAAAAUAAUUAAACCACGGAAACGCUUUCGUUUUCCACGCAUUAUGGGACUGUGCAAAAUGUGCAACUGCUGCUCGUGCUUCUCGCGAUUCAGAGCGGUGUUUAGACCGGAAACCGUAACCGACAGUCCUCUGAAGCCGAUAUGCACCAAACCGGAGUGCCUUCCACGACCACCUGCUACGCCUCUCUCAGGGGAGGACUACGACGUUCCAGUUCUGACGGUUUCCGGCGUGGAUCCGUGCAUGGCGGAGAAUGGAGACAAACACUGGACCUCGAGAUACGACUUGAUGUCGAGGGAUGACAACCAGGCCAGGCUAGUCGUCAGACGGGGACAGGAGUUCUACUUGCACCUGACUUUGUCCAGAGACUACGAUCCAAACAUCGAUGGUAUGUCGUUGGUUUUCACGUUGGACGGGAUCGAGAAACCGCAGUACGGUCACGGGACCCUCGUCGCGACGCCUGUGCUUUACCCGGGCGAAGUCUCCGGGGGCUCCUGGCAAGCCACCGUCGACGCCGUUCAACCUAAUUUUCUACGAUUAAAGAUCGUAGCGGACCCGAACGCGAUAAUAGGCAAAUGGAAGAUGGACAUAGACACCAAGAACAGGAACCUGGAGGGGGCAAUCAGCUACACGAUGAAGAAUCCGUUUUACUUGAUCUUCAAUCCGUGGUGCAUAGACGACGUAGUGUACAUGGAGGACGAAGACGAGAGGCAGGAGUACGUGUUGUCGGAGGACGGUUUGAUAUGGCGGGGAAGUUACAAUCGCCUGAGACCGACGGUUUGGAAAUAUUCGCAGUUCGAGCGAGAUAUAUUGGACUGCGCUCUGCAUCUGAUGACCGAAGUCGGGAAAGUUCGAACAUCUGGCAGAGGCGACCCCGUCGUCAUAUCUCGGAUUUUGUCCGCGGCUGUGAACUCUCCGGACGACAGCGGGGCGGUGAUGGGCAACUGGUCCGACGAUUUCGGCGGAGGCACACCACCGACCAAGUGGAUGGGCUCCCAGAGGAUCCUCCAGCAAUACUACAAGACCAAAAAGCCGGUCAAGUACGGUCAGUGCUGGGUGUUCGCGGGCGUCUUGGCCACUGUUUGCCGGACCCUGGGUCUUCCUUGCCGCGUGGUGACCAAUUACGCCAGCGCCCACGACACCCAGAGCAGCUUGACCGUCGACUAUUUCGUCGACGAGGAGGGGAAAAUCAUGGAGGAGCUGAACAGCGACUCGAUAUGGAACUUCCACGUGUGGAACGAGGUUUGGAUGAAGCGAAUGGAUUUGUCGCCGGAUUGUUCCGGGUGGCAAGUGAUCGAUGCGACUCCUCAGGAGUUGAGCGAAGACGCGUACCGUUGCGGGCCGGCGUCCGUGGCCGCCGUGAAAAAGGGCGAGGUUCUCCGUCCUUACGACAACGGUUUCCUCUUCGCCGAGGUGAACGCGGACAAAGUGUUCUGGCGGUACAAUGGACCGACCCAGCCGCUCAAGUUGAUUCGAAAGGACGUGUACGGGAUCGGCCAAUUCAUCAGCACGAAAGCGGUCGGGAAAUGGGCGAGGGAGGACAUCACUCAUAUGUACAAGUAUCCCGAAAAAUCGGACGAAGAACGAGCUGCCAUGCUGAAGGCGUUGCGUCAAAGCCAGUCACUGUUCAGUCGUUACUAUCUCAACGAGGAGUUCAAUGAUAUUAUGUUCGACUUUGAGCUUCGCGACGACAUCGUGAUUGGACAACCGUUCAGCGUGGUGUUGCUGAUAAAAAAUAGAAGCAGCUACAACGAGUACCGGGUGUCCGUGAUAUUGAGGGUGGAAACGGUCCUCUAUACCGGUCGUGUCGGCGAACCGGUGAAGAGAUUGAACGUCGAUCGAGUGGUGAGACCGUCGGUUCUCGACGAGGUGCGAUUGGAGGUCUCUUGGGAGGAGUACGGGCCCCGAUUGUUGAACCAAUGUGCGUUCAAUAUCUCCUGUUUGGCCAACGUGAGGGGCACUAAUUACGAGUACUUCGCUCAAGACGACUUCCGCGUGAGAAAGCCGGACAUUAAAAUCAUGCUGGAGAACGCCCCGGUGGUCGGUGAGACGUUGAACGCGAAGGCCAGGUUUAGGAAUCCGUUGCCAAUCCCGUUGAAAAAGUGUAGAUUCUUGAUCGAAGGGCCAGGCUUGGACGAGCAAUUGAAGCUGAAACUGACGGAAACGGUGGAGGUGGACGCCUACGCGGAGUGUUCGUUCUCCAUGGUGCCAAAACACGCGGGUCGCGCGACCAUCGCCGCGAAAUUUUACUCGAAGGAGCUCGAGGACGUGGACGGUUUCAUCAACUUUAUGGUGAAACCGUCUAAACCUAUCGCGAACGGCGACUAAUUCCACG